Molecule: messenger RNA, 4586 nt
Organism: Dreissena polymorpha
Lineage: Eukaryota; Metazoa; Mollusca; Bivalvia; Myida; Dreissenidae
Product: beta-1,3-galactosyltransferase 1-like
Exons: 3
Coding region: 605-1765 (386 amino acids)
Cellular component (GO): membrane
Molecular function (GO): hexosyltransferase activity
Source: RefSeq, a predicted model, not a curated record
UCUCCGCAUUCCGCCCGCAGCUUACGUUCAGAACAGACCGUGCUAAGAAUGAUAACAAACCUGGAUUGUAGAUAACAUAACAAAGGCAGGUGUACACAAACACACUUACUAGAACGGUUCUAUGUGACAGGAAGUUGUACACAAGCACACUUACUGGAACGGUUCUGUGUGACAGGCAGUUGUACACAAACACACUUACUGGAACGUUUCUAUGUGACAGGCAGGUGUACACAAACACACCUACUAGAACGGUUCUAUGUGACGGCAGGUGUACACAAACACACCUACUAGAACGGUUCUAUGUGACAGGCAGGUGUACACAAACACACCUACUAGAACGGUUCUAUGUGACAGGCAGGUGUACACAAACACACCUACUAGAACGGUUCUAUGUGACAGGCAGGUGUACACAAACACACUUACUAGAACGGUUCUAUGUGACAGGCAGGUGUACACAAACACACUUACUGGAACGGUUCUAUGUGACAGGCGGCUCUCCAGCAUCCUUAAACAACGACGUUUUCUACGAACGGUGACGUCAUACCGCAGCGGACUAGUGGUUACGCAAUGCGGCUUGUACAUUAACAAAAGACUGUGACGUAUAAUGUUUCCGAGGCUCUCCUAUUUAUAUCGCCUAUUUGUGGUCAUAGUAGUAAUUUGCGUUUUGAUGAUACUUCUUAACAGCACUGACAUCCAGAUAAGCGCAGGACAAAAGCGGUUGUCAUACUUCGAAGAGUAUUUACAAAAGUCCAUCCGAGACAAGGAUAAAACUGACGGCAUCAGUUUGCCCAACGCGACUGAAAGAGAUGAACAUGUCGGCUCAUACUUUACGACCUCGCAGCCCAUUGUGAACCCACAUGACUUCCGGUACGUUAUCAACCCGGCUACGAUAUGUCAGGGGCAGCAAUUGAAAUACGUUGUGUACAUUCAUUCGGCCCCAAGCAACUUUAAAAAGCGCCAAACGAUACGACAGACGUGGGGUUCCAAAGCGCUUAUGGUUAAACAUAAAAUGAUGGUAGUGUUUGUAAUGGGACUUGUGCCAGAAACCGUAACGAUGCAACGUGUUAAAUACGAAAGCAAUAGGUAUGGGGACAUUGUGGUGGAGGAUUUUACAGACACAUAUAGGAAUUUGACGUAUAAGGCAAUUGGUGGUUUGAAAUGGGUUUCAACCUAUUGCGCUCAAGCCACGUACGUCAUUAAAUCUGACGAUGACAUUUUGAUAGAUGUUGAAAAACUUAUGUAUUUGAUGACUUCACCGGAAGUAAUCAGCUAUGGAACAAAACGGGUCAUAAUGUGCAAUAAGUGGACAAAAAUGAAGGUGAUAAGAGACAAAAAUAGCAAAUGGUACAUUUCGGUAGAGGAAUUUAGCAGCGAGUAUUUCCCGCCAUAUUGUUCCGGCUCUGUGUUCGUGAUGAGCACAGAUGUCGCUGUGGCGCUCUACCAAGCGUCUUUUUAUACGAAGUUCUUCUGGGUUGACGACUUUUACAUCACCGGGAUGCUUGUUCAGAGUUUGAAACUCGAACACAAGCCUCUCAACGACCACUACAUGCUCAACGCACGAGAGGCUGUGCAGAAAUUUAAGGAGGAUGAUAAACAGGUGCUGAACUUUUUCCAUAUGAAUAAAAUGACCGAUAAUUUCAAGAUAUGGAAAUUGCUCGUGGCUAGAAACAAAACGACCUGUGAUAAUUGCUUUACUUGGUCCCCUGUUAAACCAAAUACGACAAUUUUAGAAUCCGUAUACGCUGCUGGUUCAGGGAACCGUUGAGUAUACCCUAAAACUGUUUUGGAGUCCAAGCUAAAUUUAAUUUUAAUUUGUCUUGAUAAUGGAUUUUAAACGAAAAGAUAUAUUCAGUUCAUUAUUUAUUUCAUAACAAACGGAAUGCAAUUCACAAAGUACUCUUUAAACGCAAGUUAAUACAAAUAAAACGUGUUAACUUCACGGAAGCAUUUAUGAAAUUCGGCCGUACUGAUGCGAAAUAUCGAUUUUUAAAGCUUUCAUCGCAAUACUAUUGUUUUCUUUAAUAAAAAGCUCAUUCCAAAAAUUUGAUUCUUGUCCGAAAAUUUGUGCAGCCAUUCUAUCUGUUAAUACUAUUUAUACUUUCAUUGUGUAUCACAUCUAUAUUUCUUUUCUAUUUCCAAAUGCCUUGGUGCUUUCAAACUAUAUUUGCAGCAUUCGUGUUUAUUUGUAUAAUUUUUUUAUGUCUGACAUAACACUUUCCCAUUAUUCGUGAAUCUACCUACCUAUAAUUGCGACCAAAAAUGCACGUAUGAGUCUCUUUGCAAACGAUUCGUUUUCGUACAUGAAUCCAUGAUAUAACAGGAUUCGCAGGGUUCAAGGUCUGUCACUCGAUAACACGUUGUAUGCCAAAUGUGAGUGAUUAUUUAUGAACGAUUUUGUCAAUAUAAAUCGUAGUUUUUCAGGCGAAGUUGAAGUAGCAUCAGCAAAUAUGUCUGAAUUUUACAAUAAUUUGAACAAACAUUUGUCUACAUUUCAGUUAUUGUCUUGCAUUAUUUGUUCAUGGCGAGUAAAGAUAAUUUAUACUUUGCAUUGACCGUAACAUGGCGAUGAUCCAAGUUUUAAUCAUUGUUUUAUGGCAAGUUGGUGCUGUUUUCUUUCAAAAAUAUAAAAAUCUUGGAUAAGAACAAGAAUUUCUCUUGUGAUAGAGUUUCUGGAAUGUCAUGGUUUGCUAAAAUUAAUAUAACAACAGUUUGGUUUGUGGUGUGUGGAUUCAAUAAAACGUAUCCACGUUCUCGUCUUUAAUGUUGACAUAUUUCAGUCUUCAGAUGCUGUAAACAGUAUGGCUCUUUUGUUUGUUAUGUGGAUAAAACAUUACUUUUUUACAUCUGAAAAUUGCCUAUACAUAUUAUCAUAUGUCAAUGACUUGAUAGUAUAGUUUCUUAAAGAUCGAACCGUAUUUUUUUUAUUCAUUGUACUAACAACUUUAAAACGUGCCCCCUAACCGAUUCAAUAAAUUUACGAUACCGAUGACAUUAGUAUUCUAAAGUUUUAUGUGUAGUAUUCGAUUCACCCAUCACGUUUUUAUCAUUUUUAUUUUUAUUUUCUGUCUGUAUUGGUACAUUUGAUAUAACUGUGUUUAAACCCCUUAUACUUUGUAGAAAUAAUGCAUACGUUAUCGUUGCACUUGGGGAAAACUUAAUAUAUUAUGUUCGGCCCAAAACGAAAUCUAAGAAAGCAAGGGUCUAAACAAGUCACUUGCAUUGGUCUUAAGAUAAAUUCUACAAAAGAAGUUAAGUACGUAGGCCUUCCAGUAGAUUGUUUUUAUCAGGUGAAGCUAUUGUACAAAACAUUAUCUCUAAGGUCUAUAAUAAACUUAAAUGUUUGUAUAGACAAUAGAUGUUUGGAUUUUAUCAUCUGCACUUUUACAGUGUCACUUCGAUUAUUAUUGUUCAUCCUGGUACGAAGGUCUAAAUAAAGGUCUAAAAUCUAAACUCCAAAUUGUCCAAAACAAGAUAAUAAGAUUUAUAAAAGGUUACUCUCCAAGACAUUCUAUUACUUGGCAGAACUAUGUUUAUCUGAAUAUGUUACAUGUUAGCAAUAGAGUAAAACAGUUACGGCUAAAUCACGUGCAUAAAGUCCAUUAUAAGACAUGUCCUUCAUAUCUUAGGGAAAAUUUUGUUAAUAGCCCUAGAACAACCAAGCAAUUUAUUUUAUUUGACCUAGUAUCCAUAAUACUUAUUGUAAACAGACAUUCCUAUAUACUGGACCAAGAGACUGGAACUCUCUCCCUGACAAUAUUAAAGGUGUAAACAAUAUUGCUAGGUUCAAACAAUUAGUGAACAAGCACCUUCUUGAACAACAAGUAUCUGAAAGUAAACGAUACUUUUUUAUUUUACUUAUACUAUGUUGCAUCACUAAUCUGUGAUAACCAUGUUAAAUUGCGAUAUUAUGCAUAUUAAGAUGAGCGCAUACGUUUAAUUAUACCUUUUGGUACCAAAAUCUUAAUUGUUAAUUGUUAAUGUUUGUUUGUUCAUACGGUUAUGUAUCUUUGAAUCACUUUGCUUUUUUCAGUGUGUGUUUUAUGGACCCCAUUGGAAAUAAGCUUUCAGCUUUCUGGGUUAUCCAUAGGUCCUUAGCAUUCAUGCUCAUGAAUCUACUUCAGUUACAAAACUUCCCUAUUGUUAAAAGUAUGCAAACAGCAACAUCGUUUUAUUUGAUGCCCUUAAAUUGUUAAUUUUAAAUCAGCCUAGUUUUAAUUCUUUGAUAUCUGUGAUAUAUUCUUUAUCUUAUGUGUCAUGUAUUUGUAUGUGCUAUUGACCUUAAAUGUAAAUUAAUAUAAAUACGAUGUUACCCUGUAAAGGAAAAUGGGGGUUUAAACACAAUUUAUCCGUUUAAUUUAUACAGAAAAAUUUGACCAAUUCGAUAUGGACACCAGAACUCGCCAUAAAGCGUUUUAUCACGUGACAGGGUCGGAACCCUGUAUGAUUGCACAUGGUGCGACGAAAUGACAGCAAAACCUAGGCGUUGUUUUUUGCACAAAGUCAUAUGUGUUUUAUUACUUUUGUUUUUGUACAUUUUUAUAGAUAUAAAAUAACAGAUUUUUAAUGUAAUAUAUGAAGAAAAACUA